This is a messenger RNA of Chironomus riparius, 4274 nucleotides long. The record is from the annotation of a GenBank genome assembly. Lineage: Eukaryota; Metazoa; Arthropoda; Insecta; Diptera; Chironomidae.
AAAAAUAUUUUCAGCACAGCUGAUUAGACCUUUUUUAUUAAUUCAUUCACGUUUUGACGCUUCUUUUACCACCAUUCCACUGUAAAAAAUAAUUGAAAUGUCCCAGUUUUAUUAAAGUGAUCACGUUAUGAACAAAAAAAGACAAUAGAGGGUAUAAUGAAGACAUUUUUCAAUUUAUGAGAAAUUCAGAAAAAAUCAAUAAAAAUUACUUUCAUCAUUUGAGUGAUUUGAUGACUAUAAGUUGCCAAAAUUUGGUUUAAAUAUGGCACCAACAUUAUUAUUCGGAACUAAUAAUGAAGGACGAGCAUACGCACUAUCGACUGGAAAUUCAGCUUGGAGAGAGUUUUUAUAUUUAGGAUUAGAAUUUAAAAAGUUGUCAGCUGUUCCUCAUUUUAUAUGGGCAAUAGGAGGUGAUCGACAGGUUUAUUUGCAUGUUCAUUCUUUGGAUGUACAGAUAAGAGUUUGUGAGAUAAGUUAUGAAAAUGAACGCUGGUAUCCUGGGAGUGGAUGGAGUCAAAGCUUAUUACCGACUGAUCGUCCGCGAUUUAGUACUGACGAUGGACUAUUUGAUAGGGAUAUACAAAAGAUUAGAGUCCCAUCACUAGCAUGGCAGUGGGAUGGUGAUUGGCAAUUAGAUUUAACGCUUGAAGGGCAGCCAUUAAAUCAUGAUGGAUGGACAUAUGCAGUAGAUUUUCCAAGACAAUAUCAUCCAAAAAUGUCCACAUUUACGUGUGUUAGACGUCGUAAAUGGAUUCGUUUUAGAAAGUAUUGUGCAUUAAAUUCAUGGUGUGCAAUCGGCCCACUUCAUAAAGAUCCAACUGAAGAGCCAUUCAUAGACUGUGCGAUUGGUGGAACAAGUUUGGAGAAUGGCGUAAUGCUUGUUUGGGCAGUAACCAGUCACGGUCGUGUAAUGUACAGAAGUGGUGUUUCGACUACAUCACCAGAAGGUCGCAAGUGGAUUCCAAUUUCUACAGAAUGUGAAGUCUCACAAAUUAGUGUUGGAGCAUCUGGAAUGGUUUGGGCUUGUUGUCACAAUGGAAGAGCACUUGUUCGAUCAGGUGUUUCUAGAGAUAAUGUUCAAGGAAAGACAUGGCUAGAAGUUCCACCACCAAAGAAUGAUUUGAAAAUAAUUCAAAUUUCAGUUGGAACUGACGCAGUUUGGGCGAUUACGAACGAUAAUCAUGUUUGGUUUAGAAAAGGUGUUAAUGGUGCAUUGUCAGGCAUUAGUGAAGAUGCCGCUAUUGGAACUGGAUGGAUUGAAAUGGUUGGAAACAUGUCUUCAAUAUCUGUUGCUGCAAAUGAUCAAGUGUUUGCUGUCGGAAGUGAGGACAGAAAUAUUUACUUUAGGAGUGGUGUUACACAUGCUGAUCUAACGGGAAAGAAAUGGAAGCAAAUUCAAUGCCAAAUGCAAAUGAGUAGAAAUUCUAGUAAUAUGUCAUUAAGUCGUAGAAGUUCAAGUGGAUCACCUAGUCGACAUCGAAGCUUAAAUAGCUUGAAAUAUCAGCAGCAAGAGAGUCAAAUAUCGAUUCAAGAGGAUGAUGAGGAGCAAUCGAGAAGUGCACCGACUUGUAAUCGUCAAAAAGUCGAAAUGUGGGAAAAACCAAGUCAAGAUCGAACAAUAAAAGAAGACUUGGAGCAUGUAGCAAGUAGUUGUCCUGUAAACAAUGAAGUUUAUGAAGUUUCGGGAAAACAGUUGAAAAAUUCUCGUGCAUGGAGUCCAAUUCGUUCAGUUGGCUCUGUUGUAGCAAUUGAAGCGCAUCCAGAAUCAGAUUCUGCUGUUUUUGAAGCGGAAGGAUCAAAUCGUGAUUCCGGUGUUUUUGGUGAAGAUGAUUUUGUCGGUUCUCAGUAUUGGACAGAAUGCGAUGUCGUUUGGAACAAUGUAGCUGCUGGUGCUGUAAGUGUUAAUCCUAAUCAACUACCAAAUUGGUUUAGUGAUACUUCCGAUGAUGCACAAACAGAGCUUCUAAAACCUUGGAGGGUUCAAAUUUUAAAAAAUCUGCAAGAAAGAAACAGCAAAGAAAAAUCCGGCUAUGAGGAAUAUGAAAAAGCAAUUGAAGCAUCUUCAUGGGUUAAAAGUGGCGAAGUAAGAAUGGUUCGAUAUAAUGGAACGUAUGAAGACUGUCUUAUUGAAUUAGAAUGGGUCUCUUCCAAAGCUGAUAUGGAUUGUGGAACAUUAACUGUCCUCAAUUCAGACGGUAUAUCUACUAAAAUGCAAUUUCUAUUGAAUGAAAUAACAUGUGUAAUGUCAUGUAGUGAGCCAGGCCAUCCACGAUUAGCCAUUUAUUGUCCCCGUUUACCUAUAACAAUAUCUCCAUUAAAAUUGCAAUUUGCUGGCGAUACAGAACUUGAAGAUUGGCUUUCUCAUCUUUCAUCAGUAACUGCUCGCUUAAAUAAUGUUGAUGGAUGCCCAUCCAAAGAUUCAUUCUGGAUAACAAAUAAUCUCGGAGAAGUUUUUGUUUCUGAUCCACAAAACUUACGUGAAUCGCAGCAAAUAAUUGAAAGUGAACUUUUUACCCAAGAAAUUGAUGUUUCGGCUACAGAAACACCUUACUUAAUAAAAUUACCGAAUGGGAUGCCAUUUGGUUCUAUUUUAAAAAUUACUGGAUGUGUUUAUGACGAUGCUGAUCAAAUUCGUUUCGAUUUACAAGCUAAUGCAACUGUUAGAUUACGUCAUAAAUCAGAAUAUUUUAGAAAUAUGCCGCUUCAUAUAAAUCCACGAUUUCAUGAGAAAUGCAUUGUUCUCAAUUCAAUGGAAUUAUCAAAUUGGGAAAAUGAGAUUCGAGACUCAAAAAUGGUUUUUUCACCAGGCAAGGAAUUUGAAAUGAUUAUAAGGUCUGAAGUUUUAGGCUUUAAAAUUAUUGUUGAUGGAAAAGAUUUUACUGUCUUUAAACACCGAAGUCAGAAACCCGAUACGAUAGUAAGCUUGCAUUGUUCAGGUCGUGUUAAGCUUUUUAAUAUAAAAUAUGAAACAACGGAUAUAAUUUUGUCACUUAACGAACUAUUUUGGCGUCAAAUGGGCGGUCAUUUAAGAAAGGUUGAGACAUGCUCAAAUGGAAUUACUUGGGGUAUUAGCUAUGACCAUAAUUUGUGGUGCUUCACAAAAGGCUGGGGUGGCUUCUUGAAGGGUCUUGAAAUAAGCAAUGCUGGAAUCAAUAACAUGACUGAUACUCACCAUUAUUACAUCUAUGAAAAUCAGAGAUGGAAUCCUAUUUCAGGAUUUUCUACUGCAUCAUUGCCAACAGACCGACAUUUGUGGAGUGACGUAACAGGAAAGCACAAAAGAAGUAAAGAGUUUAAUAAACUUUUAUCAAUGCACUGGCAAUUUAUAACAGAUUGGCUAGUAGAUUUUCAUGUGCCCGGAGGAUGUGAUCGAGAUGGAUGGCAAUAUGCAGUUGAUUUUCCUAUGACCUAUCAUGCCAAAAAGCAAUUUUCGGAUUUAGUAAGACGUCGUCGAUGGUAUAGAAAAGCUAGACUUAAUACAAAAGGGCCUUGGCAAGAAGUUGGACAGUCAAGGAUAAUUGAUGUUACAUUGCAAUAUUUUAAGGAUGAAAAUUUGACGGUUGCUUGGGCAAUAUCAGCAACAGGAGAUGCUUUGUUCAGAAGAAAUAUUUCGGAAUCAACUCCAAACGGAAAUUCUUGGGAGCAUAUUGAGUGUGAUGUUCCACUAAUCAGUAUCUCAUGUAAUAAUGAGAAUAAAGUUUGGGCUGUUACGAAAAGUGGUGGAAUGUUCUUCCGACAAGGAAUUACUUUUGAUAAUUUAACAGGAACGGCUUGGAAGAGAAUUGAUGCUCCUUCAAAUAUGCAAUUUAAGCAAGUAUCAUCUGGAAUUCAAGGCGUUUGGGCAUUAGAUACACAGUCAAGAUUAGCUGUGCGCAUGCAAAUUAGUUCAUCAUGUCAUGAAGGAACUCACUGGCAAAUUAUCCCAAACAUCCCCAAUGAUCCUCCAAAUCAGGAUGAUGAAAUGAAUAUGGGAUUCAAAUGUGUGUCAGUUAGUAAAAUUGUUAUGGCCAUCUCUAAUUCAGGAUUUGUAUGCAAACGAAAUGGAAUAACAAGAGAUAAUAGAUGUGGCACUGGUUGGGAUAUUGGAAUUAUGGGAAACUUUAAUUACGUUAGUGUGAACGGAUAUUAUUAAUCUCAUUUAUAUCUCUGAAAAGCUCAACCAAUUAUUUUUAUCUUCAAGUGUGCCGUGUUUAAUUUGCAUCAACUUUAUUGUAUUAUGCUGUAUUUUAUGUUUAUUAAUUUAUAAUCUUGCAAAUAAAAUUAUAAAUCUUUUA